Carica papaya (papaya) is the source of this 1762-nucleotide messenger RNA. NCBI's taxonomy places the organism in Eukaryota, Viridiplantae, Streptophyta, Magnoliopsida, Brassicales, Caricaceae. The record is from RefSeq and is a predicted model, not a curated record.
UCCAUCUGGUGGCCUUCGUGUUCCACCUGAAAUUCUGCCUCAACAUAGAGGGAGCUAAGCUAGUGAAGAGAUGCAGAGAAGUCACCACGGUGCUUCCGUCGUCUUCUCCAAAAUUCUGAGGUUAACCCUGGUUUACAAAAUCGCAUUACCAGUCCUACAUCAGCUUAACCUCUUCAAAGCUUUUAGUUCAAGCACUUAUUCUCUGAACUUCUCUAACGCAAGUUCCUUGCGUACAUACUCCUCCCUGACUAGACAAUGCACCGAGGGUGGAAAAUCCGUGAUGGGUAUCAAGAGAAUUCAAGCUCACAUGGAAAAAUCCGGUUUUCCACUCCCAGUUUCAGGCAGUAAGCUUAUUGAUGCUUGCUUAAAACGCGGCAACAUUGCUUACGCGCGUAAAUUAUUUGAGGAAAUGCCCGAAAGACAUAUAGUUACGUGGAAUUCCAUGAUUGCUUCUUAUAUUAGCCAAAAAAGGAGCAAAGAAGCUAUUGAGCUUUACGUAAGAAUGGUUAUGGAGGGAGUUUCCCCUGAUGAGUACACUUUGUCUAGUGUUUUCAAGGCCUUCUGUGAUUUGGGGCUUGAAUACGAAGGUCGGAGAGCUCAUGGGUUGUCUGUCAUUUUAGGUUUGGAGGUUUCGAAUGCGUUUGUAGGCAGUGCUCUUGUCGAUAUGUACGCCAAGUUUGGUAAAAUGAGGGAUGCACGAUUGGUGUCUGACAGAGUUGUGGAGAAAGACGUGGUUCUGUUUACGGCGCUGAUUGUUGGUUACUUACAGCAUGACGAAGAUAGCGAAGCUUUGCAGGUUUUUCGAAGUAUGAUCUCUGAGGGGAUUAGAGCUAAUGAAUAUACUUUCGCCGGCAUAUUGAUUGCUUGUGGGAAUUUAGAGAAUUUAGGUAAUGGUAAGUUGAUUCAUGGUCUCAUCACCAAGUCGGGGUUUGAGUCUGCUGUUGCUUCGCAGACUUCACUUCUUACUAUGUAUUCGAGAUGCGGUUUGAUUGAUUAUUCAUUGAAGAUUUUUAAGUGUCUUGAGAAUCCAAAUAUAGUGUCUUGGACAUCCCUUAUAUCGGGGCUUGUGCAGAAUGGAAGAGAGGAAAUUGCUUUGUCAAAGUUUAGGAAGAUGAUGCGUGAUUCUGUAAAUCCAAAUUCUUUUACGUUGUCUAGUGUUAUUCGGGCAUGUUCAAGCCUUGCAAUGCUGGAAGAAGGCAGACAAAUGCAGGCAUUAGUUACAAAGUUUGGACUAGAUGGGGAUAAAUAUGCUGGAGCAGCACUUAUUGAUUUGUACGGGAAAUGUGGAAGUCCAGAACCCGCAAGGUUGCUUUUUGAUUCUUUAAUAGAGGUUGAUCUGAUAUCCAUAAACUCUAUGAUGUAUGGUUAUGCCCAGAAUGGUUUUGGACACGAAACACUUAAACUGUUCGACAAAAUGAAAGAUAUGGGUCUUCGGCCAAAUGAUGUGACAAUUUUGAGCGUUCUUUUGGCGUGCAACAAUUCUGGGUUGGUUGAAGAAGGUUGCCAAUUCUUCACCUCCAUAAAUAAGAACAAAAAUGCUGUAUUAACAAAAGAUCACUAUGCUUGCAUGGUUGAUUUGUUCGGAAGGGCUGGAAGACUUAAGGAGGCAGAAAUAUUAAUAAAGCAGGCUGGGAACCCUGAUGUGGUUCUGUGGAGGACACUCCUUAGUGCAUGUAGGAUUCAUGGAGACGUGGAGGUCGCAGAAAGAAUAAAAGACAGGGUGCUUGAGCUUGCACCAGAGGAUGAGGGAACUCAUAUUUUG